Messenger RNA from Symbiodinium necroappetens, 537 nucleotides. Lineage: Eukaryota; Dinophyceae; Suessiales; Symbiodiniaceae. The record is from the annotation of a GenBank genome assembly.
AUGCUUGCGUGCAACAAGGCUGGCAAGUGGGAUCUCUCGCUGAGUCUUCUUCGUGACGCCUGCGAUGAGGGCAAGUCUGAAGACUGGCUGCCCGAAGAGACCGUUUCAGUCGUCGGCGCCGGCCUGGGCGCCUGUGCCGAAAGCGGUGCCUGGCAACAGGCCCUGCUACUUCUCGAGAAGGUGAACCAAGCUGUCGCAGAGCCUGCAAACGCCAAGGCCCUAUCUCCAUGGGUCCGCGAGGCCAGAAGUACAGCCAUGCUUGCAGCCAUCCGAGCAGCAGCUUGGGAACCAUGCCUGGCACUGUUGGAUUUGCAAGGUGCACCCAGCGAGCAGCUGGCUGCUCUGGGAUGCGCUGUACGUGCAUGCGGCCUUGGCAGGAAUUGGCAGGGAGCACUCGAACUGUCUGCGAAGGCCAAAGCCAGGGCCUUGAAAGAGGAAUGGGGCAACAUCUGGAGCGCACAAAGCUGGGCGUGCCAGGCCUCGGACGCUCCACAGCCAGUGGCAGCGGGUUUCAGGAUACUUUCUCUGCCCAUGUAG